Messenger RNA from Triticum dicoccoides, 906 nucleotides. RefSeq lists its product as uncharacterized. Lineage: Eukaryota; Viridiplantae; Streptophyta; Magnoliopsida; Poales; Poaceae. The transcript is spliced from 5 exons. Bases 1 to 738 code for a protein of 245 amino acids. The record is from RefSeq and is a predicted model, not a curated record.
AUGGCGGACGCGGCCGGGAAGGCGCAGGCGGCCCGCGAGGUGUGCGCGGCGUCGGCUGCCUUCGCGUCCUGCCCGCACCGCCGCCGCUCCCCGCGCCGCGCGCACUUCGUCGACUGGUACCUCGUCCUCGCCAUCGGCGAGGCCGCGUCGGAGGACGCCAUCAAGCGGCGGUACCGGCACCUCGCUCUGCAGCUGCACCCGGACAAGAACAGGCAUCCCAAGGCAGAGGUCGCCUUCAAGCUCGUCUCCGAGAUACGUAAUUUACACACGCCUGCGCACGCGUGCCUGACGGACAAGGCGCGCCGGAGGGCCUUCGACGCCGAGCGCUCCACGGCCUUCUGCGCCGCGUGCCAUGAACGUCAGCAAUCCCGCGGAUCCGUCGCGAAGCAGGGCAGCGGCGGGAGGAGGCCGCCCGCGCCGACGCAGGCGCUACGGGAGGUGCAGAACCGACUGCGGGACGAAUGCCGGGUCAUCGACGACUGCCUGCGCGCCAACGCCGCCGGCGCGCGCAGGCGCCAGUCCUUCCCGCUCUUCGACCCGUCCGACCGGCAGCGCUUCCCGGACUACCCGCACGCCCGGCCCCCGCCGUCGUUCGCAGAGUGCCGGCAGUUCGAGGAGGAGGAGCUCGGCGCAGGCCACGGCCACCAGAGCUGGUGCACAAACGGCAGCUGCGAGUCGCCGGUGUACCAGGUCAGGACCGCGCCGGAGCGCGCCGCGAGGACGAACCGCCCUUGGUGAUAUAUGAUGUGCUCACAGGCUCACAGCAGAGCGCACCAAUUAACUCGCUCUUUUUCCUCUCAUUUUGAAGUCAGAUUCUCAUUUUGAAGCACACAGCAGACAUACAGAUUCUCAUUUUGAAGUCCCUCACGUUUUACUACACGAUAGAACUCACAAGAUCUUUAUUCA